Messenger RNA from Sparassis crispa, 477 nucleotides. RefSeq lists its product as hypothetical. The record is from RefSeq and is a predicted model, not a curated record. The transcript has 3 exons. Lineage: Eukaryota; Fungi; Basidiomycota; Agaricomycetes; Polyporales; Sparassidaceae. The coding region runs from base 1 to 477 and encodes 158 amino acids.
AUGGAUAUAUUAUGCCCGAUCAUUUCUGGCGGUGUACUCGCGGAUCCAGACCCGUUCGACGCAUUCAACACGCCACAAGGGUACACAUGGAUGGCUGUGUGCUCCGCCGACGAUGCGAGCACGCCCUCUACCUCUACGUGCGGCGGCAGCUACUUCCCCCGGUACCCUUUCAAUGAAGGUGCGAGCACCUCUUUCUCUCCGUACGCCGACACUGCCGAUGGCAGUCAUCUCGUUGAAGUUGGAUCUCCGUCUGUGGCUGUUCCCUCUCGGAACGGUAGUACUCUGUGUCCUAUCCGUAUGGCGGAUAGUGGUUCUACUCAUUGUACGUGCGCCUACGGUGUAGGCAGUUCUUCGUGUUCUGACCCGCACGUCGCGGGUGGUUCCCCUUGGUCAUCGCAACCUGUCUUUGUGCAAGGUUGCGAAUCUACUGGUCAUCGUCUCCCGUCAUUGAGUCUCCAAAUAUUGCAUAUACAUUGA